CAUUACUAAUGAGGAAAUUCGACACAGGAUCAAAGCUAUUAAGCUACACGAUGACCUGCUGAACUCAGAAAUUAGUAUGACCACAUCACAAGGUUCUCAGGGCUCGCAAAGCAUCUUCUGCAGAGAACAAAACCAGGUAAAAGAAGAAGAAGCAGAAAGAAAAAGCGAUGGGAAGACAACAUCAAAGGAUGAACGGAAGUAGUCUAGUCAAGGCGAAAGAUGGAGGAAUGGAGGAAGACGGUCAACUGAUCAUGAGUGUUAACCCAAUGGUCCAACAGACUAAGGGAUAGAUUGCGUUGCCAUGGUGAUCAAACGAGAAGUGGCCUAUGGCAUUGUCCAAGGUUUGAGUGACUUCUGGAAGUGUUCAGAACUUCAAGAUUUCACUGUCACCAUUGGUAAAACCCAAUAUGGAUGUCACAGACUUCUUUUGGCAGCUUGCUCUGGGUUUUUUAGAGGACUGUUUAGAUCCGGCAUGAAAGAAACUGAAUUAAAGUGUGCGACUGUUGAAGACAUUUCAAAUAAAACGUUUGAGUUGAUCCUUGAGACUCUGUACACCGGUCGUGGUGUUUUGACAAAUGACAAUGUCAUUGACAUCUGGCGGGCAGCUCAUCAACUUCAAAUAACGUUUCUAAUCCAAGACAUUGAAGAAUUUAUUAUAAAAACUUUGUCUUUUGAAAACUAUGUUGACUAUUUUGUGAACAGCAGACUCUUGAACUCUGAAACAGUAAGUCAGACAGUCUGGUCAUUCAUCCUUAAAAACUCCAACGAUUUUUUCAUGACAAAUUGUUUUAACGAGCUACCACUUAGUGCUGUUUUAAAUGUGAUCAGAAGUCAGGAUCUUGUGGCUGAAUCAGAGGAUGACGUCAUCAACGCCAUUUUAAGGUGGGUGGAGUUUACGUCAAUCAAAGACCAUGGAGGGACCAAUCAAAAUGUUCAAAAGAAGAUUGGAAAAAUGGACGAAACUAAUACAUUGAAAGAUGUUGACAAUCCUGAUGACAAAUGUAGCGAUACAUGUAACAAUAUGGCUGUAAACAAUCAACACGACAAGGAAGAUGAACUUUUUACAAGCAAUGGUAACAGAAGAAAGUAUCUGUUUACCUUGUUAUCAAGCACAAGACUCGGUCUUACAUCUCAUUCGUGUUUACACAUGUUGGCACGCCGCCCUCUUGUCCAUGAUAACCCUAAAACUAAGGACCUCAUCAUGGACGUCCUCUUCUACCAGCUUCAGGCUGAAAACAAACGAAGUGGACAGUGGCCAUCUUGGGCGAUACACAGAAACAGCAGCCCUUACGUCAAUGUGGCUGUGGCCACGUGUCACUUUGGAACGUCCGUUCACGUCAGCGUAUUUUCUUUUUCCACAAACUUUUGGCUACGACUAUUUCCGUUAGAGAGCAAAGCGAAGGUCAGGUUUGCUGUCAGAGGCCAAACUCUGUACGCCUUGGGCACUUCCCUUACUGUAGGAACUUUGAAGAGUUCUGAGAAUGAUUUACUAACGGAAAUCGCAAAUAGCCAUGAACCAGUUUCUUUGUCCUCGACAAGACACACACGAAGUCUGUCAAGACUGCAUAGGACGGGAUUCGGCUUCGGCUUGCUAGCAGACAAUCCAAAAGUCAAUUCUGGUAUGCCUUUAACAGUUUAUGAGUAUCAAGAUGGCUUUUGGUUGGAUCUGACUUUUUCUCUGAUUUUGUCAUCAGAAAGGUUUUCUGUUGUUGUUGCUGACUCAUUCCUGUAUAUUCUUUCAUCCGAUAAACAAUUUUGGAGACUAGACCCAAUAACAAGAGUGCAUGUCCAAUUAGCAAAAUUUCCUAAUGAUCAAACCGCCUGUCACGUGACAAAUUAUGAGCAUAAGAUUCUUGUGUUUUCAAGUGUAUCUGGUAAAGGUGUAGACGAGACUGUCGUCCACUGUUAUCAUAUGCUACAAAAUAUCUGGACACGUCUCAACAAUCUUGAAGGUCCAGCUAAAGGAAUGACCAGUUUUAAAGAUGACCAUUUCACUUACAUUUUACAGUCCAGUGGUGAUCUGUGGAGAAUGGUCGAGCCACAAUCAGAUCUAUUAGAAUUUGAGCAUGUGGUCAAGCUGUGGAGUUGUGACUGGCCAGUUCACGGAGCGGUAACUUUCAUAGAUGAGUUAUACAUCUAUGGGGUCAAGUCUGAAGCUCGAAAAGAGGACUCUCAUCUGCGAAAAUGUCUACCAGGUGUCUUCAGACAAAUCAUUUAUAUGGAGAGCAAUGACUUGACCAAAACAUCGACUUUUCUUCCUUUUGUAGUGAAGAGUUCCUAUCUGAGGCAUUUUUCUUAGUGAAGAGAUUUUUGAGUAGGAACUUCAAUUGGAAGCGAAAUCUCCUGUCUAUGGAGGGAAAUUAGGAUUUCAAAGCGAGGCUGAUUGUUUUGUGCCACUACUCUUUGGUCCAAUGUGAGUGACUGAAAAUAUACAUGAACAGUUUUUCUUUGUUGGUUUUGUUUUUCAUUAUGAAUCAGGCUAAUUACAAAACGAAUGGAUUAACAUUUUGUUACACUGAUGUUUGCUCCUGUUUUGUAAA
Messenger RNA from Biomphalaria glabrata, 2540 nucleotides. RefSeq names its product kelch-like protein 10. NCBI's taxonomy places the organism in Eukaryota, Metazoa, Mollusca, Gastropoda, Planorbidae. The record is from RefSeq and is a predicted model, not a curated record. Bases 302 to 2299 code for a protein of 665 amino acids. The transcript is spliced from 2 exons. Gene Ontology annotation, molecular function: protein binding.